AUGGGAGGACACAUUGGUCAAUCACAAGAGCUUAUUCUAAGCUUACAAAAAAAAGUCAAAGAUGGUGAUGCUGAUACUAAUGAAGUCUCUGCAUUUAUGCCAAUGUCACAUGUACAAAUCAGUAUGCGAUCCAAACGCGUGGAUAAAGAAUUAGGCUGCAAGAAGAAGAAAAACAGGAUACAGAAAGAUGGAAAAAGAAUUAAAAAAGUAUUCACCACCAAAAAGAAGAAAAAAGAUGGCAAACCGAAACGUGAAAAGGGUAUUAUUGUCAAAAACAGAAAGCCACGCCUUUUAGUCCGUGGUUCAGAAAAGGGAACCAAACAAGAUAACAAUGGCUGUUUAUUGUAUAACAGGAAACGUAACCUUUUAUCAUGGAUGAUUGAUUCGGGGGUAAUUUUGUCCGGUUGGAAAGUGAAUUAUGGGAAAACUAGAAGGAAGAAAAAGGCAUCGGAGGGGACAAUUACAAGUGAUGGGAUCGUUUGCAGCUGCUGUAAUCAAAGUAUGAGUAUAUCAGAAUUUGUAGGUCAUUCUGGAGGGAAACUUAAUCAGGUGUUUGAUGAUAUAUAUUUGGAAUCUGGAGUGUCUUUUAGGAAAUGUUUAUUGGAUUCAUGGAGGAAAGAAGAGGAUUCUGGUAGUAUCAGAUUUAAUCUUGUUGAUAUUGAAGGAGAUGAUCCGAAUGAUGAUACAUGCAACAUUUGUGGAGAUGGUGGAAAUUUGAUCUGUUGUGAUGGUUGCCCUUCUACAUUCCAUCAGAGUUGCCUUGACAUUCAAAAUUUUCCUCCUGGUGAAUGGAAUUGCUUCUACUGUUCGUGCAAAUUCUGUGGAGUGGUUUCCGUUAUUGCCCCUGACAAACCUUCAUCUGAAAUGCUCUCAUGUGGUUUAUGUGAGGAAAAAUUUCACCAAUCGUGCUCGAUCGAAGUGGGACCCAUUGAUAUGGAUUCCAACAGACCACCUUUUUGUGGGCAGAAAUGUCAGGAGCUGUUUGAGCGAUUGCAAACAUAUAUUGGGGUGAAGAAUGAACUUGAAGAUGGAUUCACAUGGAGUCUGCUUCAGCGUUGUGAUAUUAGUCAAGAUUUGAGUAUUCACGACAUUAAAUUAAAGGUGGAAAAUAAUUCGAAAUUGGCUGUUGCAUUUUCUGUUAUGGAUGAAUGUUUUGUGCCAAUUGUUGAUGGGAGAAGUGGAACCAGUAUAAUCCAUAAUGUUGUAUACAACUGUGGAUCAAACUUCCGGCGGCUGAAUUACGGUGGAUUUGUUACGGCUGUACUAGAAAAGGGCGAUGAGUUGAUCACAGCAGCAUCUAUACGGUUACAUGGGUCCCGGUUAGCUGAAAUGCCAUUUAUUGGGACCCGCCACAUGUAUAGACGUCAAGGGAUGUGUCGCCGCCUUCUCGAUGCAAUUGAAUCCACUCUUUCUGCUAUUGGUGUGGAAGAGCUGAUCAUUCCUGCAAUCCCUGCACUUGUGCAAACAUGGACCAAGGUUUUUGGUUUUCUCCCACUUGAAGAAUCAAAGAAACAAGAACUGAAGUGCAUGAGCAUGAUUGUGUUUCCUGGUAUCAACAUGCUUCAGAAGCCUCUUUUUCAUCCAUCUGCAGAUUCUGGCGAGAAAGACUUGGAAUGUACCACAAACCAUAAAAGUGUCUCUCAAACGACACCAAGCAAUGCAAUAGAUUGCAAUGAAAUGCCUGCUGAAAAUGCCAUUGAUUGUGAGAAAUUGGAAACCACAUCAUCAAAUGCAGUAGUAGAUUAUGAGGAAAAGCCUGCAAAAGAUGCUUCUGUUGGUUAUGAACAAAUGGAAGAAGAUAUCAUGAUAAUGGAUAAUGGCGGAUGUCCAGAAGAUGAUAAAUUAACUAAUUCUCACAACCUGUACGACUUAAAUUUUCCAGUAAAAAACAUUCCGGAUUGUACUAUUCGACCUUGUUCUACAAUGACUUGCGGGCCACACCAAUCGUCGGAAUCGGAAUCACACGUCGAGAAUCGUGAUUCUGUUUCUGCUGUGGUCAAAGAGUCUCCAUUGACUUCCCAAUUGGUUCCCAAAAUCACCUUUGACUUGAAUCUGCACCCUACAACAACUGUGGUUGAUUUCGUUGAGCCUAAGGUAGAUCUGACUCCGGUUUGUAGGGGAAUAAUUUAA
Lactuca virosa is the source of this 2130-nucleotide messenger RNA. Lineage: Eukaryota; Viridiplantae; Streptophyta; Magnoliopsida; Asterales; Asteraceae. The record is from the annotation of a GenBank genome assembly.